Messenger RNA from Blastomyces dermatitidis ER-3, 366 nucleotides. RefSeq lists its product as uncharacterized. NCBI's taxonomy places the organism in Eukaryota, Fungi, Ascomycota, Eurotiomycetes, Onygenales, Ajellomycetaceae. The coding region runs from base 1 to 366 and encodes 121 amino acids. The record is from RefSeq and is a predicted model, not a curated record. The transcript is spliced from 2 exons.
AUGGCAGGGAAAAGUGUUUGCCCUUUCCAUUGGGCCCAGAGAGCGUGCGACGGUGCGAGACCCAAUGACCAUAUCAAAUUGGCUACUUCUCUUACUCUAAAUUCCCGUUCGGAAACUAGAGAUGCUGCGAGCGCGCAAAACAAUAUCGAAAAUAUCUUUGAUAGAUUCUUGGAAUGCAAGGCCAGUAGUGCUUCAAGGAUGCAGAAUUUCAGCCUCAACCUGGUCCACAAUCCCGAAGUGCUCAACACGCUUCCCUUGCAUAAUUCUGGCAGCAGAUCGAAUAGUCAACUGUUAUUGGCAAUUAUCUUCGUAUUCUGGCCAGAGCUCAUUUUACCCUCUGCACAAGGCUCCGCAGAGGGAUUCUAG